AUGAAGGAGUGGCUGGAGAGAAGCCACGGCGCCCUCAGCUUCCGCCUGACACAGGUUCUCACCGGACAUGGUUGUUUCGGAAAGUUCCUGUGUCGCAUAGGCCGGGAGCCCACGCCCGAAUGCCACCAUUGUGGCACCGGCAACGAAGAUUCGGCGCUGCAUACGUUGGCGGAGUGCCCAGCUUGGGCAACGCAGCGCCGUGAUUUAACUGCGGUACUGAAUGCUGCGGGAAAUCUUUCGCUGCCGGCCGUCGUGUCUUGCAUGGUCAGCAGCGAAGAAGAGUGGAAUGCCGUCGCCUCCUUUUGCGAGGAGGUGAUGGCUUUAAAGGAGGCGGCGGAAAGGAUAAAUAAUGGACAGAAGUGGACCCGGGGGAAACAGCAAGUAUUAUCACAAAUCUGA
Molecule: messenger RNA, 399 nt
Organism: Helicoverpa zea (corn earworm)
Lineage: Eukaryota; Metazoa; Arthropoda; Insecta; Lepidoptera; Noctuidae
Exons: 2
Coding region: 1-399 (132 amino acids)
Source: RefSeq, a predicted model, not a curated record